UUGACAGCGCAAUCCGCCAUCUUGGUUGGGAAGAGACCUUCCACGAAACGUAGUAACUGAAUAUUUGGAGUUGAUAUAGAAACGUUCAAAAAUGACUGUCAACUUAGAGGAAUAUUUUAGAACUACAUUUGAGGAUAAAAUCCUCGUCAAAAUGCCAGAACGCGAGGACGACCACCUCACUCCUGCCACAAGACUUCUUGAAAAGAGAAGAGAAAUGUCGGAGGUUGAGCAAGCACUUGCUGCACAAAAAGAGGAGUUUCAAAUGAAAAUGGAAAGCCUUCAACAAAGAAGAGAGGAGCUUGAUAGAAAAGAAUAUCAGCUAAAAGAAUCAUUGCUGAAGUUUGACAAGUUUUUAAAGGAAAAUGAUUCUAAGAGGGCAAGAGCGCUUAAAAAAGCGGCCGAAGAAAGAGAGAUGAGAAGAGCAAAAGACAGGGAAAUUGCCAGGUUAAAAGAGGAAACAGCUACUUUAAUGAAAGAAAGGGAUCAUAUACAAUACAAGUUGGAGAGAAAUGUCAUUUAUCAGCAAUACCUGGAAAAGGUUUUGGAAUCUGCAGAGGAGUUUCAGGAGAUUCGGGAAGUUAUUGCCAGGUACGAUACGCUAACAGCGACCCAUCAGGAUCUUUUGGAAAGAGAAACAAAAAACCAGGAAAAGUAUGAGAAAGAAAAAGGAAGACUGGUAAAAUUUACAGAGGAAAAGAACAAUGAGAUAUUAAACUACAACAACCAGCUUGCACAUUUACAGACGCAACUUGAGAGAGCCCAGAGUGUUGCAGUCAAAUGGGAAUCUCAGUGGACACACAUACAAAAUACAGCAGCCAAGAAAACUCUGCUCUUAGGACGUAUAAAAAUGGCAACCCACAACUUGUUCAUGUUAGUGAACAGACACCUAAAACAGAAUACCGUCAUAGAGCAUACUGAAAAACAACUAGAAAAGAUCCAAGUAUUUAUUCAAGACCUGACUCAAAUCACCAGUGAAAUCAAACGGGCAGAGACAGCUCCAACUAAUGCCACGUCCGCCAUGAGUUAAAAGAUGGAACUAUUUGAUUAGAGGGAGAAUUGAAGAUGUAAAGGAUGUAUGAAGGACUGAUUGAUGCUUAUCUCUCAGUGUGUAUAUAACUGUAUAAAUUGGAAUAAAUUCACUGCUCAGAGGCCUA
Messenger RNA from Stylophora pistillata, 1154 nucleotides. Its product is annotated as coiled-coil domain-containing protein 42 homolog. NCBI's taxonomy places the organism in Eukaryota, Metazoa, Cnidaria, Anthozoa, Scleractinia, Pocilloporidae. The record is from RefSeq and is a predicted model, not a curated record.